GAGUAUUAAUUGAAUUUAUAGUUGUCUGAAGUAGGCUUUUAAUUAAAUAAAAGAGUUUUAGUUUCAGUUUCAAGUUUAUAAAUUGGUAUCUAUCAAAACUGUUCAUUGUUUAAUAAAGUGGAGGGAGUUUAAAAGACGCUUGACUGAAGUAAUACAUGUUUUUGCACACAAUUCAUGAGCCUAAAAUUGUAUAUGAAUUUAUCUACAGACAGAAAGUCAAAACUAACAGAAAGACGUUCAUCGCCAGCUUUGCAAAUGACCUGCCCAAACCUUAUCAACCCAUGCUGUUAUUUUGAUGAAGGUACUGAAUCUAUCCCAACCCCGGAAGAUGAAACCAAAACUUUGGAAGAUGUUUGGCAAUUUGGUGCGAAAGACAUUCACAAAACCCCUGCACCUAAAGAAGAUCAAACCAAAAGAUCAUAUAAAUCAACGAAGACGGAAAUUGAAGACAUUGCUGUCGUUCGGUCGAGUAAACGAAGCAACAGUAAAAAACUAAGAAAAGAGACGAAUGUAUGAAAAGAAACCAGUAUAGUUCAAUUCAACGUCUCACAUCAUGUGCUAAAUUUGAUACUUGCGUUUUGAUGAAAAUUAAGAACACCUUUUUACUGGUAGAUAUUUCAAAGACCAGAAUGUUUGUUUACUUAUGUCAUUGCAAUGUAAUAUAUAUGUAACAAAAUGUUCUAUCUAUUGGUGGACUAUUUCAAAGAGCAAAAUGUGUGUUUACUUAUGUGAUUUCUAUGUGAUAUAUAUGUGCUAAAUGUUCUAUCGAUGUCAAACUAUGAACGUAUUAGUAAAUUGUAAAUUGUAUAGAAUAUUGCAUUGUAAGUUUAUCUCUCUUAUAUAAUAUAACAACUCAAAAUUUGCUAAAUUGAUGGUAAACAAUCCUCAGUCUAUGUCUAUUGUCAUGGAAAUAUUGAACAUCGUUUUUUUUUUAAGAUGAUUACACUUUACACAGGUUUUUAAUCUAAUUAGCAGACGCGUGUUUAUAUAUAUGCCAUAGAUUACCUUUACGAAUUUCAGCACGAAAGGCUGAUGAAAAAGAAAUAAUUGUCUGGCAUUGUAUUAAAUAUGCAGUACAUAGAGAAGGUAUGACGGCAUUGUAUUUAAUGUGCAGUACAUAUAGAGAGGGUAUGACGGCAUUGUAUUUAAUGUGCAGUACAUAUAGAGAGGGUAUGACAUGUACACAAUUUGUUGCGAAUUUUCUUUUGUACCGGUGCUAAAACUAAUAUAAAGAGCAUAUCACAAGUUAAGGUCAAUUAUUUCUACAAUGUAGAAUAGGAACAAUACAAACAGCGUAUGGUAAAACUGUAUACAAUGAUUAGUAAUAAAGCGAAUAAAAAGAACGGAACAAAGACUUUUAAUGUCUUUUAAUUAGGACGUUUUAGGGCGUAAGACUCCAUGUUCUGGACAGUUUUAAGCUGUAGUUAGUAAAAGAAUAAAACGUUUCAUUAAAAGAGGUUAUGAUCUGAUAAUUUUACACCACACCACAUGUUUAGUGCUCAGCACUUCUACUGCUGGAAGCUAUGCUUUCCUCUUUAAAUGUGUCCAGCGGAACAGGUUGGAGAA
Messenger RNA from Mercenaria mercenaria, 1566 nucleotides. RefSeq lists its product as uncharacterized. The record is from RefSeq and is a predicted model, not a curated record. The coding region runs from base 175 to 516 and encodes 113 amino acids. NCBI's taxonomy places the organism in Eukaryota, Metazoa, Mollusca, Bivalvia, Venerida, Veneridae. The transcript is spliced from 3 exons.